Messenger RNA from Diaporthe citri, 2028 nucleotides. RefSeq lists its product as uncharacterized. The record is from RefSeq and is a predicted model, not a curated record. Gene Ontology annotation, biological process: amine metabolic process. Bases 1 to 2028 code for a protein of 675 amino acids. Gene Ontology annotation, molecular function: primary methylamine oxidase activity; copper ion binding; quinone binding. The transcript is spliced from 2 exons. Lineage: Eukaryota; Fungi; Ascomycota; Sordariomycetes; Diaporthales; Diaporthaceae.
AUGGCCGCCCGCCACCCAUUCCUGAGUCUGCAACCAGACGAGAUUCAAUCCACCAGCGACUCGAUUCAUGCCAAGCAUCCCGGAAAGGAACUUCUCAUACGGGUCGUCGGCCUCAAAGAGCCGCCCAAGGCAGAAUGUGUUGCCUUCAUUCAAGGGAGAGGCCCAGCCCCGGCGCGGCGCACAUAUGUGUCCUACCAGAUCAAGGGGGAGGCGACCGUCUUCGAGGACAUAGUCGAGCUAUCGAGCGGCGAGACCGUCAAGGCUCGCAACAUGGGCACAGCGUGCUACCCACCAGCCACCAACAUCGACAUGCACCGCCUGGAGGACAUCGUCAUGAGCGACCCUCUCGUACAGGCUGAGAUCGCCAGGCUUAAGCUCCCAGAGGGUACUGUUGUCCAGCCUGAGCCAUGGCCUUAUGGGACAGAGUCUGCGACGCCCGAGAGGCGCCAGUACCAGGUCUGGAUGUUUUUGAAGCCGGUGGAUCCCAAGGCGCGAGAACACCCAUCCGGCAACCAUUUCGCCCAUCCCCUGGACUUCUCAGCAGUAGUGGACGACCUAACCAUGAAGGUCACACGUAUCGACAGACUACCCAUGAAGCCGGACGAGAUAUUUGUCGACAACGAGGCAGCCGAGAAUAGGCCGUGGCAGCCGAACCCCGACGCGGAGUAUGCCUCGGAGCUUCAGCCGAAACUGCGCGACGACCUCAAGCCUAUCAACAUCAGCCAGCCCGAGGGCGUCAGCUUCCGCGUAUCGGAGGACGAGGUGGUCGAGUGGCAGAAGUGGCGAUUCCACCUCGACUUCAACUGGCGCGAGGGCGUCGUCCUCCGGGAUGUCACCUACGACGGCAGGCCGGUGUUCUACCGACUCUCUCUUGCGGAGAUGACUGUGCCAUACGGCGACCCACGGGUCCCGUAUCAUCGCAAGAGCGCGUAUGACCUCGGCGAGGGCGGCGCAGGGUGCACAGCAAACAACUUGGAGCUGGGGUGCGACUGUCUUGGUGCUAUCAGGUACUUCGACCGGUGGAUGAAUGACCACGAGGGAAAACCGAUGGCACUCAAGAAUGCAAUCUGCAUGCAUGAAGUGGACAAUGGCAUUGGAUGGAAGCACACGAACUACCGCACAGGGCGGGCGGAGGUGACUCGUAACCGUGAACUUGUCAUCCAGACUAUCAUGACCAUAUCCAACUACGAGUACAUCCUCCAGUGGGUCUUUGACACAGCCGCCAACAUCCACUAUGAAGUCCGGGCCACAGGCAUCAUGUCACUUGUGCCAGCCGAUCAGAACGCAGACCAGGACGGGAUUAGCUACGGCAUCAUGGUGUCCCCAGGCGUCAUGGCUCCCAUCCAUCAGCACAUUUUCUGUCUGCGUCUCGACCCAGCGAUCGACUCCUACAGUGAAGGCGCAAUAGUGUACGAGGACGUCAAACGCCUGGGCUGGAACGCUGCGACGAACCCUUACGGCGUGGCCUUCGGCGUUGAGUCCACGCCCGUGGAGAAGGAGUCGCACCUAGACCUCGACGCGAAUCUCAACCGCGCAGUCAAGAUGAUCAACCCCACUCGGAAGAAUGGGGCAUCGCACAAGCCCCCCGGGUACAAGGUCAUGAUCCCCCCGACCCAGCUGCAGCUGGCCGAACCGGGGUCGCUGCACGGCAUGAGGGCCGAGUUUGCAGACCACCACUUCUACUUCACUAAGCAGGAUGAGGAUGAGCUGUACCCAGCAGGUGAUUUCCCAUGGCAAAGCGUGGGUGGCACCGGCCUGCGCACGUGGGCGUCGCGGAAGGGCGAUAUCAAGGCUGGCGAGGGUGUGGUCUGGUGCACGUUCGGGUUCACUCACGUCCCGCGGCCGGAGGACUGGCCGGUGAUGCCGGUGGAGGUCUUCCGGGUUGGACUGAAGCCUGUGAACUUCUUCGAGAAGAACCCAGCCUUGGAUGUGCCGCCCAGCAAGCAGGCCGUCAACAAGAGCGUUGAGGUUGCCAGGUCACAGAGAGAACUGCAGUUGAGAUCGGCUGACUGCUGCGGACGAUCUUGA